Messenger RNA from Fundulus heteroclitus (mummichog), 3802 nucleotides. RefSeq names its product protein phosphatase 1, regulatory subunit 13 like (gene ppp1r13l). The record is from RefSeq and is a predicted model, not a curated record. Gene Ontology annotation, biological process: regulation of transcription by RNA polymerase II; positive regulation of cell differentiation. Gene Ontology annotation, molecular function: transcription factor binding. The transcript has 13 exons. The coding region runs from base 331 to 2730 and encodes 799 amino acids. Lineage: Eukaryota; Metazoa; Chordata; Actinopteri; Cyprinodontiformes; Fundulidae.
CGCAGAAGGAGGCAGCUGAAGGGGGGGUUGGACUCUGCGCCAAAAUAACUCCAGUCUGCGCGCAGCGAUGACUGCAUGUCUGGGUCCGCUGCUGCGUGAAGCGAUCAGAGGCUGAACGACACGAUUUUUAGGAAGACAGCAGACUGUGGACGGAGUCCAGAGUUCCUGUGUGGCCGGAACAAAAGACAAGGAAAGUUUUUUUUUUUUUUUUUUUUUUUUUUAAGAUCUUGAGGUUGGAACGCCUUUACUUUCCCACGGAGCGCAGGGAAAUCACGCACAUCUGCGUGGAAAAACACUUAGCGAGAAGGCGAGCCCCGCUUCCUCGCAGCCAUGAGCUCACAGACAGGCUUUGGGAACGUUCUGUUCCAGAGCAUAGACAGCGACCUGAGUGCAUCGCUUGCAGUGGCAGAUGAGUUAUCCAAAGAGUUUAGCUCCAUGCUGCAGGAGGCCUCUUCCAGCAAUGACGGCGCAACAUCUGAAAAUAAGACCAGAUCCUUGCCCCCCAGAGUCAACCCUCAGUUUUCUGGACCUUCCAGCCUCUCUGGCUCCACGUAUUCACAGAGCAGCACCAACGGCACCUCCAGCUCCAAACCCUUCUCUCCUACCUACACCAGUGACUUCAGCAUGUCCAGCAGCAGGAACGCCCCGUCACCCCCCGUCAUCUCCAACAGCCCCCACUCCUCUCCAAAGAUGCACAGAGUGGUGCACAACACACAUCGGCGGUCGGGAUCGGACGACUUCACCUUGAAGGCGCAGAUUCCCAAACAGAUGCCCCGCUCCCCGAGGCCCGACUCCCCUUCAUAUUUUGAGAGGAGUCCACAAGGCUUAAUCGGUCACAGGGAGAGAACCCAGUCUCCGAGCCGGAUGACGGGUUCUCUGGACCCGUUACCUCGCUUGGCUUCACAUCAGAUGUCCCAAAAUCUGCUGAAUCCGUUUGACGGCAACCAGAUGAGCCGCAGGUCCCCUCAGCCAGACAGAGGGUCCGGCCAAGGGUAUUUUAGAUCUCCCUCUCCUCUGUCUUUUAACAUGCAGGGAUCCAGCACCCUUCCUCGCAAUUUUACCGCAUUCAGUCAAACUGAGGAUUCUGAGAAAAGGCAAAAAAGUCCAGGCAAGUGGAACGAGUCAGAUCUGGACAUGUCCUAUGAACGGAAACCGCAACAUUCUUAUGACAAGUCAGACUGGAUCCGAUCGCCUGUUCCAAACAGCAGCUGGCGGGAAUCCAACCUUGAUAGCCCUCCUCAAGCCUUGAGCCCUAAAAAGGAUCCUCGCCUGGCUUCCUACCAGGGUUCCUACAAUUCUUUGCCUCGCACUGCUCGCAUAGCGGUUCCACCAGAUGCUUCGUCCUCCGGUCACUCCCCUUACACUCAGCCCAUCAGCAGCCGUGUCAACAUACCGCCUCCAGUCACCCGCCAGAGCGGGCGCAUACCGCUCUCUGUCAUCAUGCGCCUCCAAAAUCCUUAUUAUGGACAAAUGGUCCAUAACAAAAACUUUGACGGCAAGGAAAACUUUGCAGCCUACCGCAUGUCUGAAGCUCCUCAGAGGAAGAUCUACCAGCCGCCUCCUUACCCGGCACACCAUAAUCCACCUGAGCUGAGACAGCCCGCUGUUUAUAGCGACGCGCUACACCCAGGGGACAUCGACGCCGAGCUGGAACGCCUGGAUUAUCUUCAUCACAACCCAGCAGCCGUGGAGCAUCCCGCCAGGCCGGCGGCUGCAGGGGAGGCAGAACCGGCCGUGACUCCUGCUCCUCGGCCCCUCAGCCCCACCAGUCUGCAGCCGGUGGUGGCCCCCGAUGUCCAGAUCCCUGAGAUCCCAGAUCGGGAGGAGCUGCUCCUCAUCAGGGCCGAAAUCCCCCGAGCACUUAAGAGACGGGGCUCUGUGAAGAAGAAGGCCUCCCAGCACCAGCCGAACCAGUAUAAAAACAUGAUCCACAAGCUUUUACGCAAGAAAGAGCAACGCCACAAGGGGGCAAAAGGCAGCGACAGCUCCUCUGACGGGGAGGAAGGCGCCCUGCCCCCCGUGCCUCAACCUGUAACUCAGACAUCUCCAGUGAUUCCACAAGAUGACAAAUACAACUCCAUCCUGCGCAAGGGUGGUCGCAAGAAAUCUGGAAAGCGAGCCAGACUUAGCCCACUGGUCCUGCUGCUGGAUGGAGCGUUGAUGGGAGAACUGGACACGGUGAUGCAAGCCGUCAAAGAGAUGAGCGACCCCAGCCAGCCGAACGACGAGGGCAUCACCGGCCUGCACAACGCCAUCUGCGGCGGUCAUCGCGAAGUGGCCGACUUCCUGGUACGCAGCGGAGCCAACGUCAGCGCACCGGACAGCCACGGCUGGACUCCGCUGCACUGCGCCGCCUCCUGUAACGACCGGGAUAUGUGCGAGUUUCUGGUGAGGAACGGAGCCGCCGUCAUGGCCUUCACCGAGAGACACGGAGCAGUCGCCUCUCAGAAGUGUGAUCCUUACCUGCCCGGCUUCGAAGAGUGUGAGAGCUAUUUGAAAGCCAAGGAGGAGUCCAUGGGGGUGGAGAACAACGGGGUGCUGUACGCUCUGUGCAGCUACCAGGCUCAAGCACCUGACGAGCUGAGCUUCAAGGAAGGAGACAUGGUGACCAUCCUGAAGAAAGGCGAGGGCUCUGACUGGUGGUGGGCCUCGCUCUGUGGCAGGGAGGGCUUCGUUCCUAACAACCUCUUUGGGCUUUUCCCAAAGGUUCGUCCAAAAUCUCACUGUUAAGGGAGUCCUGUGAACGUCCAGGGCGGUCGGCCCGCUGAACAGGACCGCCUCAAACACUCUUCUCACCUUCACAAUGUUAUUGGACUCAAAUGUUGGAAGACUGCUUUGCUGCGAGGGAUGGAAGCUCCUCUCAUGUUCUCCAAGGAGGACAAUCUUGAAAAGAUGUGAUGAGUGGGAAAAAAAACAAAAUCGUUAUUCGCACUUGCUGGCUGGAGGAAAUGUUUCUGUAUCUUCAUCUCUGUAUUUGAGGUUAAAGCUGCCAUCCUCAGCGGUGCUCCAGUCGCCUGGUUACAGAUCAAACCUAGACCGUUGAUGAUGAGUCUAAUGAGCUGUUAGGUCAGCGUAGGCUUAGUCAAACCCACAACCAUUUAGUUUACGCACGACUCUUCUUCCCGGCAAGAGUUCACACCCAGGAUGCAUCACCAAGUGAAAGAAGGGAGUCUGAUGUUGAAGUUUGAAGUUUUCACAUUGGUCAGCUGUAUAUAAUUUAAAUGUGACGAGUUUAGCGUUGGUCAAUUAGACAUUAAAAAGCAAAAAGGGAACUAAAAGUAAGUUAAAUUCUCUUAAAAUUGGUGUAUUUCUCCUUGAUUUGAGCAGGUAAAUAAGAUUAUCUGCCAAUGGAAUGAGUAUUUUUACCCCUAAAAUAAGAUAAUUAGCGACACUGCUCUUAAAUUAAGAUGAUGGCGAUGAGUUGUUCUUAUUUUAAGCGCAAAACUCUUCUUCCAUUGGCCGAUCAUUUACACUUACUUGCUUAAAUAAACGACAAAUACUCAUUUCAAGAAUGUAUUACUCUUUCAGUUCCAUUUUUGAAGUGUAGAUCAGACUAAGGCUACUCUGUGGACCUUUUAUGUCCACAUCCAUGAUGUUAAUGCUGAAUGGAUUAGAUGUGACACGUAGUAUUACAAGAACUGAGUAGUAUUUGACAGCUCUCUGUCUUGCUUAAGUUGUUGCACAAUCUUCUUUUGGUUGUUCGUUUUGCGUCGCCCUUUAAAGAUGAAUCAUGUUGGGAGGGGAAAGUGAGUCUUGAUGAGUGAGAGAAAGAUCUUCUUUUGGAUGUGUAAAAAAAAAAAGA